UCAGCCUGGUCUUCUGUAUGGAGGCUCACUGGAACACGACUGCAGCCCCAGUCGUGGUAUUGGCUACUAUUUGGAAAGUCUGCUCUGCUUGGCACCUUUCAUGAAGCAUCCAUUGAAGAUUGUCUUGAGAGGAGUAACAAAUGAUCAAGUAGAUCCUUCGGUUGAUGUCCUUAAGGCAACAGCUCUACCCCUUCUGAAGAAAUUUGGAAUUGAUGGCGAAAGUCUGGAAAUCAAGAUCAAUCGAAGAGGAAUGCCUCCCAAAGGAGGUGGAGAAAUACUGUUUGCUUGCCCAGUGAGAAAGGUCUUGCAGCCUGUUCAGUUCACAGACCCUGGAAAAAUCAAGCGCAUCAGAGGAACUGCAUACUCUGUCCGAGUGUCACCACAGAUGGCAAACAGAAUGGUGGAAUCUGCAAGGGGCAUCCUGAAUAAAUUUCUCCCAGACAUCUAUAUCUACACAGAUCACAUGAAAGGGGUCAACUCUGGAAAAUCACCAGGUUUUGGCAUGUGCCUUACUGCAGAAACGAUCAAUGGCACUAUUCUCAGUGCUGAGCUAGCCUCAAACCCUCAGGGCCAGGGAGCAGCUGUGCUUCCUGAGGAACUGGGCCGGAACUGUGCUAAGCUGCUGCUUGAGGAGAUCUACAGAGGAGGCUGUGUAGAUUCAACAAAUCAGAGCCUUGCUCUGCUCCUUAUGACCCUUGGACAGCGGGAUGUUUCCAAAGUCCUGUUGGGACCUCUCUCUCCAUACACAAUUGAGUUUCUGCGACACCUCAGAAGCUUCUUCCAGAUCAUGUUUAAAAUUGAAACAAAGACUGCUGAGGAAGAGCACAUGGGCGGAGAGAAAGUCUUAAUGACAUGUGUUGGCAUUGGAUUUUGCAACCUCAGUAAAACUAUGAGAUAAAAACAUCUACAGACUUCGUGAAAGACAGAAAAUGCUGCAAAGGUCUAAUAAAACCAACCUGUCUCUGUCCUUAUUCUGGCAUAAGGAGACCUGUGAUGAUUCCAGUGCGGGGGUACCCAAGCUCAUUGCAUGUAAACAACAAAGCUGACUGUAGACUAUUUAGAUCUGUGCUAUUUAUAAAAGCAAAUUCUGUGCUGCUUGGAGUGGCUCUCUGAAGUCUCUCUCCCAAGCUGACAUGGGACUCUUUGCACUGUAUUCCACUGAAUGGGGCACAAGUGCCUCAUGUCACUGUUCUCUCAAGCCUUAAUGAGGCUGUCCCCCUGGCCACUCACCCGGAAAACUUCCUCUCUUUUUUCCACUGGUCACUGCUCUGCCUCGCUACAGGGAUUUUCAUCCAGGGUUUCUGAAAUGGAAAAGUGAAGAGACAGAUUGGAUUUCUUCUAACUAAAUCUGCCCUAGUAGUUCAUGCUGUGGAAGCAAAGCAUUGCCCUCAUCUUUUCCGUCUCAGAGGUCUCCUGAAAGGCUUGCCAUCCUGAAAAGUAAUGGUCUUGUGGCUGAAUCCUCUGAGUUUUAAAAUGGAGCAAGACAGGAAACUGAGCUGAACACUCAAAAUCAAAGUUUCUUGCUGACUGGCACUAACAUGUAUGCAGCUUUAAAACUGGUCGAAUAUUAUGCUACUAAAUGGACAAUGAGCACAUUCUUAUAAAGUCCUAAGUCUCUGAAUUGUGAAAUUGAAAGACUUUAUUCUUUUAGGACUUCUGUUAAGGAAGCCAACCUAAUGUUGUGUUUGCUUAUCAAUACUGUGGGGGUUUCUGUCAUUAACUUUCCACUGGUGAAAACCCUUCCAGCACUUCAUCAUGUAAGGUGUAUACCAUUGCUACCGCAAAGACUAUCUCCAACACGAAGACAAAGUUAGCUUAAGAGAAGGAGCUUAGAGGACUAGAUACUACUUUUUAUCUUGCUUUUCAAUGAAGCAAUGUGGGGAAUAAAACUCACAAAAAUACAGAAGCACACAAUUGAAGAAACUAAUGUAACUGUGUUACUGUUUAAAUUAUCUUUUUAUAUUUAAAAUGUUUAAAGCUAUUUUAAAAAAAAUCCCAGCCCUUGCCAGAAUAUUUUGCAGCACUAGCUUAUAUAACAAAUCAAGAAACACAGAUCCUAAGCAUAGUAGUUCAGUAGUUCUAUCUCACCCACCCUUCCCAUGACAAUCCACUUCUUCUAGUGUUACUGCAGCUGCUAGCCAAAUAUUAAACUCAAACAGCUCUGCGUGGCGGCUUGUUAGUUUCACUUUUGAGAGUAAGCUGAACAGUGGCAGUUCCAAGUAAAAGCCGUUCCCUUUUGCAAUUUUUUCAAUUUACUUCCUCUGCCAUUUAUGGAAUUGUAAUUUCUCCAUACAUCAGUAGAAUAUUUAUUUCUGUUUCCUGCUUCAGCACCUCUUAAACACAAACUGGCUUCUGUUGAAACAAUUUCUGGUAACCAAAAAUACCUGUCUGGGUUUUUUGGUAGCUCUAGGCUUUCUGUCUAUGGCUGACUCUAUUCUGUAGCAGCAGAGGAAGCAGAACAGAAGACAUUCAAAACCAGGAGGGUUGGACACCUGUGACUCAUCUCAGAGGACUGGGUUUCCUCCACGCCUCUGUGUUGGAGCCAAUGCCAGGGCUGCAGAGUACUAUUGCAGCUUCUCUGGUUCUGGGAAUGCCAGAUUCAACACCACUCAGCAUUGAGUGAAAACCAUGACACAUAGCUGGCUUUCCUUCAUUUCUGUGGGUGAGAGCUAGUUCCACUCUUUGCAGCAAUUAGAUAAACACAUCUAAUUGCUUUGGUCCUUCACAUGAAAGGUACCUUGGGAAUGACACACACUGAAGCUACUUCCUGAGAGGAUCAAGUUAAAUCCUGUUUCUGCCUGAGGUACAACUACCUUGAUGAUAUCUUUUAUAACCUAAGCUUUGAGGAAGUUAAUGGCAAGUGAUAAGUAUGCUUUGCCCUAGGGAGAGUUUUUGUGCUUUAUUUUGUAUGUGUGCCUGAGUGUCAGAGAAUAGUUACUGGAAUUGCUUAUCUAAAAUCUUCCUCCUCCAAGAAAAGGAGUUUGUGGAAGCUAUUUCUAGAUUCUGAAAUGCUCUCCCAGAGAGCUCCAAUAUGUAGUUUAUUUCCAUUACGCUAUAAAGAGUGGAACAAGAUAUCAAUGUUUUCAAAUUUAAUAGUUGCUGGGUGCUUUUUUUAAUAUAGGAAAUUAAAAGAGCUGAAUUUGAUUUAUUGUUUUAAUUACAAAGAAAGAUCUUAAACUGAUCUGACUGGAAUUCAAAAAUAAGGGAGGAGAAGAAAAGAGCAAUUUGACAUGGGCUUGAUGUUGUUUGUACCAGUAUAACUACAAAGCAAUAGUGAAAAUUGUAGUUAAGUUAUAUAGAGUCUGAUCCCACAAUUAAUUAAUGAAAGCUGUCUUACCAAAGCGGUGGUUUGUGGGACAAGCUUCUCUCUUAGAAUUGCCUCUUGGCUGGUUUGAGGAAGUCCCUAGCAGGGUAUCUUUUUGAAUCCAGACUAGGAAUUUACUUCUUUGCGAGGACUCUGUACUACUGUUAGUUUUAAUUGAAAUUGGCCAAAAGAUUCAAAAGCAAAACAGCUAUGCGAAGGAUACCUAAUAAUUUAUUUUAACAACAAAAAAAAGAAUGUUACAGUUUUGCUGGUGUGCACAUUUGAUACCAACACUGAUAUCUAGCGUUUUCUGAAGUAACCUUUUCAGAAAUGUUGGAUAAAGCAAAGGGUCUCAUGUCUGUUUUCAUUUGAGCAACAAUUACUUAGCACAUUUGAAGAAUCAGCAGACUGCAUAUUUUUAUAAUUGUAUUUCAGACUGGAAUAGGUUUCUGAUUUUAAACUCUGCUCAUCCUUUUCCAGGAUUGUGAGUCGAAACACAACUUGCUGCUACUGUGUACUAUCAA
Messenger RNA from Ficedula albicollis (Collared flycatcher), 3828 nucleotides. RefSeq names its product RNA terminal phosphate cyclase like 1 (gene RCL1). Gene Ontology annotation, cellular component: nucleolus. Gene Ontology annotation, biological process: endonucleolytic cleavage of tricistronic rRNA transcript (SSU-rRNA, 5.8S rRNA, LSU-rRNA); ribosome biogenesis. The coding region runs from base 101 to 898 and encodes 265 amino acids. The transcript has 8 exons. Gene Ontology annotation, molecular function: RNA endonuclease activity. NCBI's taxonomy places the organism in Eukaryota, Metazoa, Chordata, Aves, Passeriformes, Muscicapidae. The record is from RefSeq and is a predicted model, not a curated record.